CUGAGAGCCGUGAAAAGCCCCAGAUGAAACCCCCCAGGUUCAAGCUCCCACCAGCUCCGCGGUGGCACCGGCACCUCCCUGCCACCCCACCCGGCAGGUCCCCUCCAGCCACGGAGCAUCAGGAGUUGAGUACCCCCCCCACCAGCCCUGACCCCACAUAAACCUGCCAACCACCUCGGGUCGUCCCGUCCCCCCCCAUGACUCAAACCAGCCAAGGUGCUUUUAGCACCUGAAUAUCCCACCCGAAAUUUUCAAGCCCACGGCAGGGGCUUGUGCAGGGAUCACAGCCAGGUGGGGUAAGACAGGGUGGCAUCGUGCCUUCCCUGGGUGUCUCUGAGCCAGGAAAGGGGGAAAGGAUGGACACACCAUCCCCCAGGGCCACGCCGAGGGAUGCGGGGAAGCUCUGCUACCAGAGGGGAAAAGGAAAAUAGAAAUAAAGCCAGAAAAAGGCAGAAAAGCCCCGGCAGCAUAGGGACAGCAGCAGGACAGAGGGUCAAGGAGCUGCCACAGGGGAUGCAUCCAGCAGGACAGAGGUGACCUCCUGGGGCCCUUCAGCCCAUCUCUGUGGCCAGUUUUGGCAAGGACAGUAAAAAUACCUGCCCUUCUCUUUGAAGGCCCCUGGGCUUUGCCCAAGGUGCAGGGAGGGCUGCAGCCCAGCCACUGCACCAUGCUUCAUCAGCGGAGCAAGAGGCAGCUACAAUGGCUGCUCACAGGGGAAAAAUAGGCUAAUUUAGGGCAGAUUCAAGUCUUAAAUGCAGCAAGUGCAUUGCCCUGUCACCUCUGGCCACGCCAACUGCCCACAGCUCCGGACACUCAGCACCAGUGGCCCCAGCCAAGGCCAGGGCCAGCACCGGGGUCAGCACGGGGCACGCGGCUCCUCUCUGGCCUGAGUGGUGCUGGUUGCACCAAGGGUGUGGGGCCAGCAGCCCCCGGCAGUCCCAUGCCCCCCCGCAGGGCUGCAAGAGCAAACAGCUGAGCGAGCGCGUCAGCCUGCCCCAGCUUCACUCGCUGCCCACUGCUGCAGCCAUGGCCACGGCCACCAUCGCUGCCGUCCUCGGCCUCACGGCACUGCUGCCCACAGCCUCCUUCCCCUGCGGAGCCCUGCGCCCUGACAACACCACAGCGCCAAAGCUGCUGGGGAUGUGGCUGUACGUGGCCGGGGCCGCUCAGCUGCCCCAGCACCUCCUGGAGAUGCUGCUCAUCGACCACGGCCACCUCUGCGUGGAGCCCCGCACCAGCGAGCAGGAGCUGCUCAUCACCCAGCACCUAGCUGUGGGGGACCAAUGUCUCACCAACAACUCCACCUACUUCGAAACCACGGCCGAUAACACCACGCUGGUGAGGCACGCCAAGACCCAGCAAACCGUGGGGAUGCUGAUGAACUUCAGUUCUGAAGAUGUUUUACUCAUCCAGUACCAACUGCAGAGGGAAAGGACGUAUUUGGGACUGUAUCUCUACGCCCGAAACCUGAGCGUGAGCACAGCCCACCGGGAAGAGUUCCAGCGCCACGCCACCUGCCUGGGGCUGAGAGAGGAGGCAGUCGUGUAUGCGCCGUGGAAAACGGAGCUGUGUCAAACGAAAGAAAUCGAAGGAAACAGCCCAUGCACGGAGCCCAUGGCUGCUGUCACAGCAUCGCCUCCUCCGGGUACCCACCCACCUGGGAGCGAGGGUAACUGAUGCCAUGUUACACAAUAAAUGUUUUCUUCAAA
Messenger RNA from Falco peregrinus (peregrine falcon), 1709 nucleotides. RefSeq names its product alpha-1-acid glycoprotein-like. The coding region runs from base 1027 to 1677 and encodes 216 amino acids. Lineage: Eukaryota; Metazoa; Chordata; Aves; Falconiformes; Falconidae. The transcript has 6 exons. The record is from RefSeq and is a predicted model, not a curated record.